Salarias fasciatus (jewelled blenny) is the source of this 984-nucleotide messenger RNA. RefSeq names its product trace amine-associated receptor 13c-like. The transcript has 2 exons. The record is from RefSeq and is a predicted model, not a curated record. Lineage: Eukaryota; Metazoa; Chordata; Actinopteri; Blenniiformes; Blenniidae. Gene Ontology annotation, molecular function: trace-amine receptor activity. Gene Ontology annotation, biological process: G protein-coupled receptor signaling pathway. Bases 4 to 984 code for a protein of 326 amino acids. Gene Ontology annotation, cellular component: membrane.
GGGAUGGAGGCCGCUGAUCUCUGCUUUCCGCAGCUCCUGAACGCCUCCUGCGGGAGGCCGCCGCGGCCGCACUUCGAGACGCUGCUCAUCUACGUCCUGCUGUCCUGCGUCUCCCUGCUCACCGUCGUCCUCAACCUGCUGGUUGUCAUCUCCAUCUCCCACUUCAGGCAGCUCCAGACUCCCACCAACCUCCUGCUCCUCUCUCUGGCCGUGUCUGACUUCCUGGUGGGCCUCCUCAUGUGCUUCCAGACGAUGCUGAUCGAUGGCUGCUGGUACCUGGGGGACUUCAUGUGCACGCUCUACCAGUGUCUGGCCUACGUGAUCACCUCGGCCUCGCUGGGCACCAUGGUGGUCAUAUCUGUGGACCGUUACGUGGCCAUCUGUUGCCCCCUGCAGUACUCCAGCAGGAUCACGCAGCAGAGGGUCCAGGUGUGUGUGUGCCUGUGUUGGAUCUGCUCUGUCCUCUUCCAGUGCCUGAACCUGAUGGACAGCUUCCAGCAGUCGGGCCGCUUCACCAGCUGCGUUGGAGAGUGCGUCUUCGUCAUCAGCCAGACCGCCGCGCUGGCCGACCUGGUCUUCUCCUUCGUGGUUCCCAUCACUGUGAUACUGAUCUUGUAUCUGAGGGUGUUUGUGGUGGCCGUGUCUCAGGCUCGGGCCAUGAGGCAGCAGCUCGUUCCGGCCGGACCUCACAAGUCCGGAAGAGCCACUCCCAAGAAGUCUGAGAUGAAGGCGGCCCGGGCGCUCGGGACGGUCAUUGUGGUUUUUCUGAUCUGUAUGUGCCCAUAUUACUGUGUCAGUCUCUCUGGCCAGGAGAACGCUUUAGAUUCCUCGUUAGCUGCCUUUAUGGUGUAUUUGUUCUACUUCAACUCCUCUCUCAACCCCAUCAUCUACGCUUUCUUCUACCCCUGGUUCAGGAAAUCCAUCAGGCUCAUCGUGACGCUGCAGAUCCUGCAGCCCGACUCCUGUGACACCAACAUGCUGUAG